Messenger RNA from Racocetra persica, 253 nucleotides. Lineage: Eukaryota; Fungi; Glomeromycota; Glomeromycetes; Diversisporales; Gigasporaceae. The record is from the annotation of a GenBank genome assembly.
AUGUACUAUAUUGAUCCAGAAGCAAUGAAAAAUCGAAAAGAAAAAAAACUUAUUCGAUGUAUAAUGAAUAUUCCUGGUUCUAAUUUUAUGUGGAGUAUUGAUGAAUAUGAUAAAUUACAACAUUGCGGAUUUUAUAUUCAUGGUACUAUUGAUGCAUAUUCACGAUAUAUUAUUUGGCUUGAAGCAGAUACUACUAAUAAAAAGUCAAUAAUAAUUUUAAAAUAUUAUCUUGAUACAAUAAAACAAAUUAAUG